UUUCCUGGCUCCUAUAAAUUGAACGCGACUUGCACCAGCCUUCCUCCUCCUCAUCAUCUCCGUCCUCUCUGUCUCUCUCUCUCUCUCUUCACGAAGAAAGAGAAAGAGCACACCACCAGAAAAAUAAAAUAAAAAAUUCAAUAAACAUAGAAGAAGCAGAAGAAGAAACGAUAGAUUCUUCAAGGAAAUGGGGAAAUACACGGAGAUGUUGGACCUCGGAGUGAGAAUCGCGGCGAGGUUUCAUUCACACUGUCCUCAGACGGCUCGUCUCUAUUACCAUCCUCCAUCAGACGGCCAUCACCAUCACGGAAUCACAGAUUUGAUCGGAGGUGGUGGGGUUUUUGGUUCGGGUCAAGAUUCGACCGGUUUGGUUGGUGGUUUAGGAUCCGGAACUAGUGGUGUUGUUGGUUGCGGUGUCAAAUCUUCUCAGGGAUAUGACGACGCCAGGGAUCUCUUGUUAUUCUCUGUUGUUUGAUUUAUUUAUCAUAGCAAAAACAAAAAACAAAAAAAACAUUGGUGUGUGGCGAGAGAUUUCAUGAGCUGGUUGAUUUUUUCUGUUUCUUAAACAAAUUAUUAUUAUUGAGAAAACGAUAAUAUGUUCUUGAAAGAGGAUUUGUGAUACUAUUUAAUCAUCGCUGGGGAUUAAUUGGAUUAUUUUUGAUGAGAAAUUAAUUUUAUACAUUUUUUGCGUGUGUUCAAUUCAA
Camelina sativa (false flax) is the source of this 704-nucleotide messenger RNA. RefSeq lists its product as uncharacterized. The record is from RefSeq and is a predicted model, not a curated record. Lineage: Eukaryota; Viridiplantae; Streptophyta; Magnoliopsida; Brassicales; Brassicaceae.